AUGUCGAACAAUCCUUGGGCUGAGGGAGGGAAUGAAGGUGGAUGGGAGGAUGUAGGGCCCCGCCGCGACGUACAGGCCGCUACAAGCAACAGGGCAAAUCCUCAAUCAGUUCCUGCAGCUCUACGACCCGGAGGAGCUUUCGAUAACGAAGACGAACAGCACGCAUGGGGUGAAGCGAGAACGCAUCCAAGCGACCAGCAAUAUGCUCAAGAGACGCCUGCGGUGUUAAAACCAGGCGGGGAUAGGACAGGAACAAACCCCUUCUUACGAAACAAAGUUCCACAAAGCCAAGAAGCACCACCGACGGAACCCUUCUCAAGACUUGGACUAGAUGAGCCGAAUACAAACCCAUGGCAACCAGCGAUGGAAGCACAAAAUGCACCACCACCCGCGCAACCCAUUCCAAACUUCUUAGACGACCAACCUCCAAGAGGCGCAUGGACGCCAACGCCGGAGCCACUCCCUGUUGGAUCACCAAGUAUGGUCUCACUUCCUUCUGGUGGAGAGUCUCCAGCUUGGGAUGAAAGCCCUCUAGGGAGGAACGAUAAACCCCCUGUGCCACCAAUGAAGCUAUCUGCAGAGGAUACUGGAGACACGAAUAUUUGGGACGAUGCUGGUAGCGCUGAUAAGGGGAAAUCCAAGGCCACAGCGAAUAUAGGACCAGCAUCCCUUGACGAUUGGAAUGUGGUAGAACCGGUACCUUCAACAAGCUUUGCCAAAGAACCUACACCCGAGAAACCCCCCUUACCACCUAGGCAGCCAACGUUGCCAGCAGAGUCAUCAAGCUGGAGAGCUUCCAGAGACCCAAUUGAUGGAAAAACCGAGACCUAUCAGAUUAAGAACAUACAAUGGCACGACUCGAGCUCCUCAACGAACCCACGAACAUCUCCGAUUUUGAUUCAAAACGCAAAUGGCCCUUGUCCUCUUGUUGCUCUGGUUAAUGCAUUGACUUUGACAACACCUGCUGAUGUUGAAGACACUGCACUUGUGCAAACCCUUCGAUCAAGAGAGCAAGUCAGUCUGAAUUUGCUUCUCGAUGCCGUUUUUGACGAGCUUAUGUCCCCACGAAGAACCAGCUCCGAAGAUGCAUUGCCUGAUGUUGGUGAUCUGUACGCCUUUUUACAAAGCUUGCAUACAGGCAUGAACGUUAACCCGCGCUUCAUCCCGACUGAGAGUAUGGUAAAUGCCUACAAGCGUACAUCGCUGACACAUUUACAUCCCGCUGAGCGAGGAGACCUGAUUCCAGGAACGUUUGAAAAUACAGCUGAAAUGGGGUUGUAUGCCACGUUUUCGAUUCCAUUGAUCCACGGAUGGCUGCCACCAAAGAACGAACAUGCGUAUGAAUCUCUGGAGCGACAAGCCGCAUCCUACGAAGACGCACAAAAUCUCCUUUUCCGAGAAGAAGAACUCGAACAGAAGUUAUCAGACUCCCAAUGUGGACUUACUGAGCCUGAACAGCAACUUUACCAAGAUAUAAUGAUCAUUAAAGAGUUCCUGGAUAACUCAGCCACUCAGCUUACACACUGGGGCAUCGAAGUCAUUGGUAAAGCCAUUAGGCCAGGGACUUUUGCCAUCCUCUUCCGGAAUGACCAUUUCAGCACUUUGUACUGCCAUCCCCAAUCGAAGCAGCUCAUCACGUUGGUGACAGAUGCAGGCUUCAAAACUCAUGAGGAGAUUGUAUGGGAGACAUUAUCAGAUGUCAAUGGCGGAAACACUGAAUAUCUUUCAGGAGAUUUCAGGGUUGUCAGCUCGGGCGGUGCUGUGCCUUCAACGAGUGCAGGAAACUAUUCCAGCAAUGAUAACGGACAGUGGACAACGGUACAGAGUAGACGUGGUAACGCUCGGAGUGAUGAUGAAGUUCCUAUGAGCCCGAGUGCCGAACAAGAAGAUCGGGACUUAGCUCUUGCAUUACAGUUACAGGAGGAAGAGGAGGAAAGGCAUAGAGCAGAGGAAGCACGAAGACGAAGAGAGAGCAUGCUUUCUGAGCAAUUUAUCGAGCAACAAGCUCUACAGCCAGAAAAUUCAACACGUGACAAUCGAGGAGGCCGAGGAGGAGGUCGAGGAGGAGGCCAAACUGGACGAGGAGCUCCACGGGGUGGAGGCGUAACCAGAGGGGCUGCUGGUCUCGUUCCGGGCCGAAACAGUUCUGUCAGCGCGCCCACUACGAAUACCACCAACGCACAGUCGAGAAUACCCGCCCAAAGAGUGCGAUCACUUAUCCCACCUCAACCACCGCGACCACCGGUGUCACGGCCGGCCGAAGAAGCAGGAGACGAUGCGCCGCCAACCUACGAGCAGUCGGCCCACGAUAGAACGUAUCAGCCACCAGUAGGACACCCACAGCAUGCCAAUAGCAGCCCUACAAUAUCAAGACAGACAACGGCAGCGAGUGUGAAUUCGGGAAUGCCUAUGGGGCAGCGACCGUUUGGUCAGUCUGCAGGCAGACGGCCGUCGGGUCCGGGGGUAGGGGCAAAUGGCGGUGGGCAGAAGGAGAGGGAUUGCAUUGUGAUGUGA
Fusarium sp. VM40 is the source of this 2514-nucleotide messenger RNA. NCBI's taxonomy places the organism in Eukaryota, Fungi, Ascomycota, Sordariomycetes, Hypocreales, Nectriaceae. The record is from the annotation of a GenBank genome assembly.